AUGCGCCCUUCUCGAAGCAGUGUUCCAUCUGCUCGAAACAGCGCACCGAUUAUCCAAGGCAACCUUCCUCGCCGUUGGCCUCCACGACCUUGUGCUGAAGAGGAGCCAGCUUCUCUCGCCAAAGAACUCCAUGGCCUUUCGAAACUUGGUCAAAGGCCCGGUGUUGAAGGUAUCCGUGAAAGAGGUGCUGUUGACCAGUACCCUAUCAUCGUCGGAUUGAACACCGCUCCCGUAUCGACAUCGAUCCCGCCCAGCAUCCCCAAUGUGCCUGGACUAGGCAACGUUUCUUCGGAUGAGAGCUCUGGUCCAGCGACGCCCCCGCCCCAAGCUCCUCAGGUUCCUCGAGCUCCCCCAGCACCUCGAGUUUAUUCGGCUCCCUCAGCUCCUGCUCCUCCAGCCCCAGCUUCUCGAGCUCCUUCAGCUCCAGGACCCCCAUCUCGCGCAGCCCCGGUGCCUCGCUCUCAGUCCCCUGUUCGCUCGCGACCCCAACCGGCGUCAGCCUCAUCUGCAUCCAAUAAUUUCCGAGGUCGACCACAAGCGGAAGUCCAUCAGCAACCUGCCCGCGACGCAAGUACGUAUUUACCCCGUCGAUCUCGCUCCCGUUCUCUCUCGCGAGCUCCAAUUCCUCCCCAGGAGGAUGCGCCAGUAUUUAUCGCUCCCCAUAAGUCGCGAGGCGAGAGACCCGAGCGACCUCGAUCUCCGUCUCGAGGUCCAGUCUACGAAAGGACCUCGUCGCGCCCCUCAAAAUCUUCAAUUGGCCGGUCCAACAGUGCACGAUAUAGAAGUUCAGCUCCUCGAUUCGGGCCCAGUCAACGUCAACGAGAAAAUUCGGGAUAUCUUUCUGACUCGGCCACUAUACGGAGUAGAAACUCAUCCUCAUCUGGCUCUACAACACAAACAAAACCAACUGUUGGUCAGUUCACCGGCCUUUCGGUUGCAGAGAGACUUGAAGAGAAACUUCAGCUUCGACGAGAAAUGCGAGAGCGGCAGCAAGAUCACGGCGAAGCGGCAUCGUUUUCGGAUACAGAAAUUCGCCCCAGGGUGUCCAGAGUGAAGUCUCUCGUGUCGGCUGGACCUCCCUCGGUCGUGGGACCCAUACAGUACCCGCCUCCUCUUGAGCCAGAUCGUGGCCCAAACUUCCGUACAAAUGAUCGACCUCCAGUUACACGCUCACGAACAACCUCUGUGAGUGCAGUCGGGCCGCCGCCCUCUCGAUCAGCUUCCACGGCGCGCAAGGCAUCGAGGUCGGGCUCGACCGAUGACGGACCGCCAGCGACACGCUCACGAGCAGUCUCAUCGGCUUCGGUUGCACCACCACCCGCUCGAUCAGCCUCGACGGUACGCAAGGAAUCGAGGUCAGCCCUCACUGACGAUGGACCACCAGCCACACGCUCACGGGCAACCUCAUCGGCUGCGCUUGCACCGCCGCCGUCUCGAUCAGCCUCCAUGACGCGCAAGGCAUCGAAGUCAGUUUCAUCUGAAGAUGUCCCACCGAGUCUCAGAAAAUCAUCUCGGCCCCCAGCAUCCGUCAAGUUCCAGGAGGAGCCCAUUUCAAAGCCCGUCUCGUCUCAAACCAUAACCACCCGUCAACCAAGUCCUCCCCAGAAGCCUCCAGCUCCCGUUGGACUAUGCCUCACUCCCUGCCCUCGCUCCACCCCCGUGGCAGGCCACCAGGACUGGUAUACCCUCAAAGGGCUGACACACCUAGACAUCUGUCCAACUUGCAUGAACCAGAUCGCCCACUCUCGUUACCGCGACUUCUUCACCCCAAGCCUACCCAAGCCCUCUGCCCAAGCAGUCCGCUGCGCCUUCUCCAACGCCUGGGUCCGUCUGGCCUGGACACAAAUGAUCAAAAAGCAACACGACAGUCUCGAAAUGCUCUACCAAAUGACCCGACCACCACCAGGAACACGCCCAUGCCCCGGCCGAACCAUCACCGACCAAACAUGGCACCGCGUCAUCGACCCAGAUACUGGCCUAUACCUACCACGCUUCCAAGUCUGCGGAACAUGCGCGCGAAAGGUCCGCAUCUUGAUGCCACCUCACCGAGACACAUUCCACCACAAUCCCGAACCAUCAGAGCGAGUCUGCGACUUCGUCACGAACAGCCCACGUUUCGUCCAAUUCAUAGACCUACUCGAUAGCGCCGCGACACGCGCAGAACUAGACCCAUCCCGUCGACCCGAUACGCACGAGUUCCUCUCCUACGCCCGGCGCAAGGUCGUCCUGCGUGAUUGUCGACGCGAUCGUCCGACGAUGAGUACGUGGCAUUAUAUCCCCGCUUUGCCGGAACUGAGUGUCUGUGAAGACUGCUAUGAUGAAGUUGUCUGGCCUCUUGCUAAGAAUAAUCAUUCCAUUGCGCGUAUGUUCUCUACAUCUAUGCGUUUACUUCCGGGUGAUGGGCCGAAUCGGUGUCGUGAAGCGACUUGUCAGUUGUACUCGGCUCGGGUGAGGGCUCGAUUUCGGGAUGCGGUGUUGAAGGGGGAUUUUCCGGCUUUGAAGAGUGUUUCUUUGAGGAGAUUUGAGGCUGAGCAGAGGUUUAGGGAUCGGAGGAGGAGUUGCUUAUUGCUGAGAAGAGGGGGUAUGAUUGUGAUGUGGAGAUGA
Messenger RNA from Penicillium cosmopolitanum, 2604 nucleotides. RefSeq lists its product as uncharacterized. NCBI's taxonomy places the organism in Eukaryota, Fungi, Ascomycota, Eurotiomycetes, Eurotiales, Aspergillaceae. The record is from RefSeq and is a predicted model, not a curated record. The transcript has a single exon. The coding region runs from base 1 to 2604 and encodes 867 amino acids.